AUGGAUAUCGAUCGAAGCAACCAAUGCCGGACGGUGACGGGUUGGAGAUGUAUUUUGCUAAUUUUAUUGAAAAGUUAUAUGAAGAAAAUGGAAUCGAAAUUACAACCACCUCUGAAAUACUUUCUUCGCGAUGAAGUCGUCAUCCAUAAUGAAGCGACCAGCGCGUGGGUUAUCGUCCACGGAACGGUUAUCGAUAUAACACCACUGUUUGCAGCAGCCGAACGAAAAACGUCGCUACAGAAGAAGACACUACAAUGGCUGUUGGCGCUUGCGGGGCAAGAUUUAAGCUCGUUCUUCCAUAACAACGAGCUUACUCCCAUCGAGCGUACCAACCGCAACGGAGAACGGGUUCCAAUCUUCGUGCCCUGUUUGGAGCGUAAUCCUGCCACCCAGCUCUACUGGUACCGUGAUCCGGCUCUGGUCAUUGGACGCAUAACAUUCCACCCAUGCCCGGUGAAAAUUAUCAACACAUUGACAUUCCACGAGACGGAAAUGAUCGUUUGUUACGAAGAUACGAUCGGCGACGUGCGGGAAAAGUACUUGCGCUACAAUGACAACGCCUGCCGCUACGAAUGGCGCAAAGAUCUCUCCAUGGGAUCCGAGACCGGACUGCUGCGGAUGGAUAAAACGCUUACUGAAAAUGGGUAUCAGGUCAAUCUGCGCAGUCCGAUACCGGUAAUUUGGAUAUUUUACAUUCUACCUCCGGGAACGAUAGACACAACGAAUGGCACGCACUCUUGCUCCGGAACAUCGUGCAACACGGUGAACGGGCCCCAGGCGGAGGAAAGCCAAAAUGCCAGCGCAUCUCCAGAUGGAAAACAAAGUAUAAACGCGACCACAAAGACAAAUUGUACGGCUCUGGAUAUCCACGAGUGUGCGAAAAACUGAACAAAUUACAAUAUAAUAGAAAUUCUUGAAAUUUUUCCGAA
Anopheles arabiensis is the source of this 929-nucleotide messenger RNA. RefSeq names its product cytochrome b5 domain-containing protein 1. The transcript has 3 exons. The coding region runs from base 1 to 888 and encodes 295 amino acids. The record is from RefSeq and is a predicted model, not a curated record. Lineage: Eukaryota; Metazoa; Arthropoda; Insecta; Diptera; Culicidae.